AUGUCCAUGCUUCAGGGUUAUCUUUGGGAUUCAUUUCAUGUCAUAGAUUAUCAUCAGAUAGCUUUGGAUGAUGAUUUGAAAUACGAAGAAUGGCUGGUACAGAUUAUUAAACAACAAGUGAAGCAGUUAAGAAAUAGAACAAUUCCAAUGGUAAAGGUGGAGUGGAAAGAACAAUAUGGAAAAGAGGUUACAUGGGAGAACAAGGAUGAGAUGCGGCAGCAGAACCCACAUCUAUAUUCGAAUGAAGAGACAAGAGCUGCCACAAACACAGCACCACAGUUUCUGCAGAGUGGCAGAGAGGUGCAAAAUAGAUUACCCUUCACAGCAACUCAGUGGCAAGAACUAGAGUGCCAGGCGCUUAUCUUCAAAUACAUGGUCUCUGGAACUCCCAUCCCUCCUGAUCUCCUCUGCACCCUCAAUACAACCUUCCACUCUUCUUCCCUCUCCUCAAAGCUCAGCAUCCUUCACCACCAACAACCUCAACAACAUCAUAAUGGAGUUGGGUGGGAGUGUUUUCAGAUGGGUUUUGGAAGGAAAAUUGAUCCAGAGCCAGGGAGGUGCAGAAGAACUGAUGGAAAGAAAUGGAGGUGCUCAAAAGAAGCAUACGCAGAUUCCAAAUAUUGUGAGAGACACAUGCACAGAGGCAGAAACCGUUCAAGAAAGCCUGUGGAAGUUACACCAACAUCAAUUAACCCAUUAAAAACACCCACACCAGCAUCUACAGCAAUACCAAUCUCAUCAAUCACCAAAAACCCAAACCCAAACCCCUACUACUCUUCCUCCUCCCUCUCAUCAGCAACCUCUAAUACCCAUUUCCUUUAUCCGAGUCAUUCAUCUUCUUCAAGACUUCCUGGGAUUAAUUUGUCAUCUCAAGAUUAUAGGUAUGGAUGUGGAAUGAAAGAGGGGGUGGUUGAUGAGCAUGCUUUCUUCUCUGAAAGUUGUGGGGCUGUGAGAAAUUAUUCUGGUUCUACCAUUGAUAAUCCUUGGCAAGUCACACCAACGACUAUGGGUUCUUCUUCUUCUUCACUGUCCCAUUUGAAACAGAGGACUUGCUCUGCUUUACAAAAUGGGUACCCUUUCUUGCAGCUUCAAGGAGGACUCUUCACUGAUAAUGAUGAUGGCUCAAAACAACAAAAUCAAGAUCAACAUCAGCAUCAGCAUUUCCAUGUUCUGGGUAGUGAAGUUCCCCUAAAAUUGGAGAGAGAUGAUGAUAUUGAUGAUAAACCCCAGAAAGUAAUGCACCAUUUUUUCGACGAAUGGCCGAAAAACAAAGAUUCAUGGCUUGAUGAUGAUGAAGAUGAUGAUUCAGAGGAUAAAUCUUCAAAUUAUGUGUCUGCUUCAACUACCCAGCUCUCAAUUUCCAUACCCAACAACACUUCACAUGACUUCUUCCUGACCCACAAUGGUUAACUCAACCCAAAAUUUGUGCUUUCAAUUUCCACUCUGCUCAAGUAAUUUUUGAUCGGUGCAUAGCUAACACUUUUUGUUUGCUGACAAAUGAGUUUUCAAAUAGUGGGUUUCUGAACUAAAUUAAGGUGAAAAGAGUCCUUGCAGGGUGAGGAUGGUGGUGUGUGGGUGGGGUUUGAGAAGAACUAAGAACUGCUUUGCUUUCUGUUGUUGUUGUUGAUUUAAUUAUGUAUGUGUGUUAAUUGAAGGACGGCAUGUGUUUUGCGUUCUUGAUUC
Messenger RNA from Camellia sinensis, 1683 nucleotides. Its product is annotated as growth-regulating factor 5. Gene Ontology annotation, biological process: regulation of DNA-templated transcription; DNA-templated transcription; developmental process. Gene Ontology annotation, molecular function: ATP binding. NCBI's taxonomy places the organism in Eukaryota, Viridiplantae, Streptophyta, Magnoliopsida, Ericales, Theaceae. The record is from RefSeq and is a predicted model, not a curated record. Gene Ontology annotation, cellular component: nucleus.